Oryctolagus cuniculus (rabbit) is the source of this 1877-nucleotide messenger RNA. The record is from RefSeq and is a predicted model, not a curated record. NCBI's taxonomy places the organism in Eukaryota, Metazoa, Chordata, Mammalia, Lagomorpha, Leporidae.
CCUCAACGGCGGCUGCUGGAGAAUAAAGAAAUUGAACUGACAGGCCCAGUGAAGUUUACUUCUGCUUUCUCAGAAUCCGCUUCUAAUUCACUGAGUCUUUCUGCAAACUCUCAGUGCAAAGGGAGGGGUUUUGAGAGAGAGAACUGGGGGGAAGGCAGUGAGGUGGGGAGACGAACAGGAGGACCAAAGAGGGGACAGGACCUCAAUCCAGGGGAGGGACACCUAGGAAGAAAGUUGAGAGAAGAGAAGGGCACUUGGCCAAGGAAAGCAGAGGGGGUGGGGAGCCCUUGUGAGAGGAAAGGGGGAGGAAACCAGGGGAGACCUGGGUUUGACGAUAAGACGCAAGGUUUACAAUUAACCUCACUUCUGAACUCUCUGGAAGUGAGGGACUCAAUUUCUCUGUAAAAUAGGAAUAUUGAUUCUCUUCUCGCCUGACUUGUCAGUGAUGAGUAGACAAAUGAAACAUGGUUGUCUGGAAAUACAGGGUCUUUUAUGAAUCAAAACUGGAAACUAAUAGUUUCUUGUUUCUCUGUCCCUCAGGAACACCAAUGGACCAAAAUGAAUACAGUCUCUCUGAACCCUGGAUGAAGAGGCAACACGCCAGAGGAUCAGAGCUGAGAAUCAUUCUGGUGGGCAAAACAGGAACCGGCAAAAGUGCUACAGGGAACAGCAUCCUCAGGAACCAGGCAUUUGUGUCCAGGCUGAGCGCCCAGGCCUUGACUAAGACUUGCAGUGAAAGCCGGGGGUCCUGGGGAGAGAGAGAGAUGAUCAUUAUUGACACACCGGAUGUGUUUUCUGGGAACGACCUCUCUGAAACGCUAUAUGAGGAGGUGCAGAGCUGCUACUUACUCUCUGCACCAGGACCCCAUGUGCUGCUCCUGGUGACUCAGCUGGGCCGAUACACCACCCAGGACCAGGAGGUUGUACAGAGGGUGAAGGAGAUCUUUGGAGAGGAUGCCAUGAGACACAUGAUCGUCCUCCUUACCCACAAGGAAGAUCUUGAUGGCGGCUCUUUGACAGACUACAUCCAUGACUCAGAUAACAGUACCUUAAGCAAGCUGGUGGCAGCAUGUGGGGGGCGAGUCUGUGCCUUUAAUAACCGUGCUGAAGGAAGCGAGCAGGACAGCCAAGUGAAGGAGCUGAUGGACUUGAUUGACAGUUUGAUGAUGGGUACAAUGGGUGAUCACUACACCAACGAGCUGUACAGCCUAAUUCAGGGGUCAAAAGGUGGAUCUGCUGGGUCAGAGGUGAGAGUAAAGGAGUUCAAAGGCCAACUUAUAACGUACAUGGAAAUGCAGAGAUACUGCAUGGUCAUGGCCCAAGCAAAUUGUCUAAAAAGAGCCUUAAUCAAAACACAAUCGUGGAUUUUAUUUUGUAUGCAGUUAUGUGUCAGAUUGUUAAUUCUGCUAUUUUGUGUGUUGCGCAGCAUGUGCAAUUGGUGCAAUUUGUUUUACUGCUUACUCUUCAGUGUGUGCAAUUUAUUCUGUAGCUUACUGUUUAUCAUACCCAGAAAGUUAAUGAGAAUAUUCAGAAAGGCCCCUGGAGUGGGCUACUGGAGUAAGCCCUAAAUUAUACUUACAGAUCAGCAAAUAUUUACUCACUGUCAUUGGAUGAGUCACAGUGCCUCCCCUGUCAUAGAUGCCUGAUGCACUUGAGGUUUUGUGAAAUUUUUAAAUUUUGACAUAUCAUUCUAUUAAUUAAUAAAAUUAUCUUAAAAGCCACCAUUUGCUUUGAAAUGUGAGAAACUUUUGAAAACUACAAACAAAUUACACUGGUUUGUAAAUUCAUAGGCAGUUUUAUUUUCCUAAAAACUCCUUUCCUUCUUUACAAUACCAUAUUUCUGCUGAGUAUAAUGAAAUCAGCAAUAAAAUAAUAAG